Vigna unguiculata (cowpea) is the source of this 1996-nucleotide messenger RNA. RefSeq lists its product as uncharacterized. NCBI's taxonomy places the organism in Eukaryota, Viridiplantae, Streptophyta, Magnoliopsida, Fabales, Fabaceae. The record is from RefSeq and is a predicted model, not a curated record.
ACGUUCUUUGUGGGUUCUCAUUUUAUCUAUUUAUCUCUCUAGAAUUCUAGAGAGAGAAAGGGGAGAGAUCAAAGUAGUGCCGCAGCAGUUCAAUUGGUGAAUGAAAGAUUGAUUAUCCACCUCUCCUUUUGACUUUCCGAUUCAUGUUUCCAUUUCCCCUCUCUUCUCUCUUUCUGGGAUUUUUCUCCCUCCCAUCAAUUUGAUACUCGUUUUCACAUUUGAACAGUUGCAGAAAAAGAUCUCGAGUGGUUAUGUUUUUCUUGUGUCCUUUCUUGGUCUUAAAUGUUGCAGCCAACAUGGUCAUGAGCAUUUGAAGAAUAUGAACGGAGUGGGGUUUGCCAGGAGCAAUGUUCACUGGAUGGGUGACUGACACAACAUUUUUUUUUCCAGAAUUGGAAUUAUCUUAGGAGGACAAUUCGCAUGGGUUGCGCAAGUUCAAAGCAGAAGCGAUGUCGGUGCUGCAAUGCUCCGAGAAGCUACUCAAUGCACGUUCAUCACCCACCCCAAGCAGAAGGUGAUAGCUACCAUGUUGUGGCACUCACUUCCACAACACUGGGAACUCUCAAACUCAAUUCCCCUGCUUCAACUCAAAAUUUUACUGGGAAUUGUGAUCACGAUUUCAAUCUUUCCAAUGGCAAGGUUAGUAACACUAAAAGUUUAAGGUUUGAUAAUGAAAGAUUUAUCCAAAGGCUGGAGGAGAAAGAGAAAAAUUCAGUAUCCGAGAAAGAGAGAAAAGAGGAGUUCUCGAUAGGGCUAAUUGAGGCCAAGACUUGGUCCAACAUGAUCGAGCAAAAGUUGCCAACAGUUUUUCCAAAGACCCCAAUUAGAACACCACCCGGUGAGCCUGAGACAAUAAUCAACACAUGGGAACUCAUGGAAGGCCUUGAUGAAGAGACCACCAAUUUCCGGUCGCCGAGUCAGUACCGGAGUUUCUCUUUUGAUGCCAAUGGUGACAAUGUUGAUGAUGGAAGUGUGGAUGUUGAUCCACCCAAAAUGAGUGUUGUUGCUUCUCCAAAACCCGUGUGGCUUCUGAUGACUGAGGAGGAAUCAAGACUGAACUCUGCAAUCUCAGAUUUUGAUCCUGAAUUGAUUUCCUCAUUCAGGAAGUCCUUCCAACAUCUCUCUCCGGAUAGCCCCUUCCACCUUCGACCGGCGUCGAGCGAUGAAGAGAUGCAAGGGACUAAAAGGGGGUCCCCAUUUGCGGAUGAUGUUAAUGUCGGUGAUCCAUGCGGAAAGUACAAGGUGGUGUUGUACUUCACCAGCUUACGCGGCGUGCGAAAAACUUACGAGGAUUGCUGCCAAGUGAGAUUGGUUCUGAAGGGAUUGGGGGUGAGGGUUGAUGAGAGAGAUGUAUCCAUGCAUUCCAGGUUCAAGGAAGAGCUUAGAGAGCUAUUGGGUGAUGGGUAUGGUGGUUUAGUAUUGCCAAGGGUGUUUGUCGGGGACAAUUACAUUGGUGGAGCCGAAGAAAUUCAGAGGUUGCAUGAAGAUGGGAGGCUCGAGAAGCUUUUGGGUUGUUGUGAGAAGAUUGAGGACAGUGUUGGAGGUGAUGGAGGUGGAGUGUGUGAAGGUUGUGGGGAUAUAAGGUUUGUUCCCUGUGAAACCUGUUCUGGAAGCUGUAAAAUUUACUAUGAAGGUGAUGAAGAGGAAGAAGAAUACGUUCAUGGUGAGUUGGGGGAGUGUGGAUUUCAGCGUUGCCCUGAUUGCAAUGAAAAUGGACUAAUUCGUUGCCCCAUGUGUUGCUGUUAGUUCCAAACUUUGAGGUACUGAAAACCAAAUUUUGAGUUUUAUUCUUCAGGGCAUUUUGCACUUUGUCAGAUUUUCUUGUAAAGUCAAGUAUUUUAUAAGCAGUGGAAAGUGAACAACGUGUUAUAAUCACUCCCCCAUCAUAAUCAGUGUAGUUUGAAACAUAUAUAUAUACACUGUUUUCGUUUUUCCUUCUGUACAGAAUUUGCCUUCUUGCAAAAUGAAGAAAUGUCAAGAGAGAAUUGUAAAGCUA